This is a messenger RNA of Haliotis rubra (blacklip abalone), 5013 nucleotides long. Its product is annotated as calpain-5-like. Gene Ontology annotation, cellular component: cytoplasm. NCBI's taxonomy places the organism in Eukaryota, Metazoa, Mollusca, Gastropoda, Lepetellida, Haliotidae. Gene Ontology annotation, molecular function: calcium-dependent cysteine-type endopeptidase activity. The record is from RefSeq and is a predicted model, not a curated record. Gene Ontology annotation, biological process: proteolysis.
GGUAAUAUCCGGCGCAAGGGCGGGGUUAGCCGAAAGCGUCCGGGAGCUUACGGGAUAGACUUGAAGGAAUUUCAGUGGCAUAUUUCUGCAACUUGUCAGACCACGGUGCAGAGUGCUAGCAGUAAACGUUCAGUAUGGGUCUGUUUGACACAGUCAAGAAGUUCAAGGGCCAGGACUACAAUGCCCUUAAGAAGGAGUGCAAGGAGAAGGGGACACUCUUCAUCGACCCCGAGUUCCCUCCCGAUGACAGGUCACUCUUCUACACAAAGGGGAAACUUGCAGGAGUGGCUUGGAUGCGACCAAAGCAAAUUGUGGACAACCCAAAGUUAUUUGUUGAAGGUGCAAGUUCUAACGAUGUGUCCCAGGGUCGCCUUGGCAACUGCUGGUUUGUGGCGGCCAGUUCCUGUCUGGCACAGUAUUCUGAAAUCUGGAACAAGGUGAUCCCAGAUGCUGCGGGCCAGGAGUGGGAUGAUCAGAAGCCGAACUACCAAGGAAUCUUCCGCUUCAUGUUCUGGCGCUAUGGGGAGUGGACCGAAGUAGUCAUCGAUGACCAUCUACCUGUGAUCGGUGGAGAGCUGGUCUUCAUCCACUCACAGAGCAAGAAUGAAUUCUGGAGCGCUCUGUUGGAGAAGGCAUAUGCGAAAUUCUUCGGAUGCUAUGAGUCUCUGGAUGGUGGGGACUUGAAUGAGGCUCUGGAGGAUUUCACUGGUGGUGUGUCCGACACAUAUGAGAUGGAAAAGAUGGGGGUGGCAACCGAGCCAGAGAAGCGGGCGGAGUUCUUUGCCCGAAUGCAGAAAGAAAUGGACAGGAGGUCUCUGAUGGCAGCAUCAAUUCCAGCUGAAUCUGCCCAAGAGAUGGAAGCCAGCACAGACAUGGGUCUGGUCAAAGGCCAUGCCUAUGGUGUGACCUGUGUGAAGAAUGUCCACCUGGAAGGAUCGUCAGGACUGUUCAGCAUGUUCAAUCGUCCAAAACUGGCAAUGGUUCGACUUCGUAACCCUUGGGGUCAAUGUGAAUGGAAGGGAGCAUUCAGUGAUGGAUCUCCUGAGUGGGAGAAAAUUGACAAGAAUGAUCAGAAGAAGAUUGGCUUGACUGUUGAUGAUGAUGGUGAAUUCUGGAUGACUUUCGAGGACUUCUGCAAGUACUUCAAACAAGUUGGAAUCUGCCGUAACGUGAACACGUCUUUGUUCACCCUGACCAAAACAUGGAACGAAGGUCUGCAUCACGGGGCCUGGAAGAAGCCGAACAGGGCAGGGGGCUGCCUCAACAACCGGGACACCUUCCUCAACAACCCACAGUAUGCAUUUGACAUCAGUGGGGAAGAGGAGGAGUUUAUGGUCCACUUGAGUCAGAAGAGCACUCGGACCAAGGAAGGCUCCACCAACGAAACUAUGGGCUUCACCAUAUUCAAAGUUGAGAUUAACAGACGGUACAGAAUGCAUGAUCUGAGUCACCACGAGAAGCUAGUGUCGUCCGUCUUCAGGAACAGCCGGUCCAUCUUUAUGAGGCCAACAGCCACAAAGGGACGUUACGUCAUCGUCCCCACUACCUUUGAGAAGGAUAUUGAGUCAAACUUCCUCAUCAGAAUCUACACAGAUAGUGCUAACAACUUCAAGCACCUGGAUCAGGAUCAGCCACAGAAGAGUUGGUGGAACUGCUUGAGCAGUGAGCCAGUCAUGGUUACACACAUCAAGGUCAUAGGAGCCCAUGGUCUGGAGAAACAGGACACAGCCGGUGGCGCUGACCCUUACGUCAUCAUCAAGUGUGAAGGAGAGACAGUGCGGACCACAAGCUGCAAGAACACCAUAGACCCGAACUGGAACCAGAGUGCUGUGUUCUACAGGAAGAAGCCCCUCGGUGCACCGAUCAAGAUCCAGAUCUGGAACAACAAUCUCUUGAGGGACGAGUACAUGGGCAAGCAUGUGUUUAUGAGUGCUGAUGAAUGCACCCACUCAAUACAGGAAGUGGGCCUCGUUGGACGCAAGAAGGAGCAGGGAGCCGCAAGGCCAGGCAAAGUCCGUGUGGAGAUCACACAGAGCAAGACCCUCUCUACAAUCUAAACAUUAUCUGCUGUUAUCAGAAACCUGGUGCUCACAAUAUUGUUACAUUGUUAGGCUUGUGGAUCCACUCACAACACCUGUAACACCUGUUUCAAAAUGUUACCUGUAGGGAUUUACCUGAAUGUAUUUCUUCGAUUAAAAAUGGUGAUCUAUAUCACUCUUUAUCCCUGGCAUUUAAUAACAAAGAUAAUAAAAGUGUCGAAUUUUAUGUAUCAAAGCUACCAGUAUUUAAUUCAGGCUGGGCAAAUUUUAAAGGCACUUUGGUUUAAGUUUUCAACAUCAGAGUUUAAUCAAGGAAAUACAGUAAUUUGAAGCUUUUGUCAUAUUCCUCCACUGUGGUGUUUUCUUACACAUGGCUUUACUGUUCUGUCUUUUUAUUGGAAUUACAAUACAGUUCUUUUGUGUACGUUUUGAAAAUGAUGACACACCAUUAACUGUUACGUGUGUCUUGGAAUAACUUUCUGAUGUUCACCUCUGUCAAGACGUCAGAAACUUAUGAAUGAGUGGCUAUAGAAGGUAACAAGUUUAUGUUCUGCUUGAAUAUGUUAUUCACAGAGUACUUUGCAAAAGUGUUUCAUAACUGCGAUUUAUUACUCAGAACGAAUAGAUCAUGGACUUGUAAGUAUAUAACAAGCAAAUUGUAAUGUGCUGAUUUAUUAACAAGUGCAAAUUUACAAAACCACUGUCUUUCCUUGUGAACUUAUUCUCUUGUUAGUCUCAUGAUGUGAAUAGUUACUCAUUGAUAUUGACUUUUAAACUUUUUUAAUUAUCAGUGUUUGCUUUGUGAGUCUGUUUGUAUUGGAUACAAGUAAACACGGGAUAACUUUUCAAUUUCCAACCAGUGUUACUUGUCUUUAUACAUCUAUGUGGUUGUUACUUGCUAGGUAUUUGUACAUAGCGUAUUCACUCUGAACCCUUUGUCUUGUAAUGUGAAACGUUAUGUUUGGAUAGUGCAUGACUAUGUAGGCAUUUGAAAAGAUGUAGCAUAGCAUUCUGAGUAAAAUUUACUUUCUCUUCCUGCACUGAGUCAUGUGAUUUUAAAUUUUCAAGGAGGUAUUUUAUGCUAAAAUAUAAAAAUGUUAAUUAUUUACUUACCGUCCAAAUCAUAAAUGCAUUUAAGGAAUUGAAUAUUUCUGAUAUUAAAUCUAAAAUAGAGUUACAUACCACUUUCUGGGUUUUCAUGGUUUUCAAGAAGUCUUCAUUUUGCAUCUUUAGCAAGAACAGUACAAUAUAUCUGUUGCAGAAAAUAAGUCCUUUUAGAAGAUGUUAGAUAGUCAUGUAUUUAGUUGUCCGAUCAAGGCAAUGGUAGGGAACCUAAUGCUCACAUUGAUUAGUCCAGGGCCAGUAUUGUUUAUAGUGAAAACAUUCUUGGUUUCCAAGCCUAAUAGUAGUAAGGGCCAUGCAAUAGGCUAGUUAAUGUAGAGGUAUGCAUAUACACAUUUGUGAGGGUUUUGUAUUGCUGUGAUAGUUACUGUUGCUUGACUGCUAGUCCUUGCUUCUUGUCUUGCCACCACUUUAGCAGCUACCAGGAUGUGUGUAUAACACUUACCAGGAUAUAUACACCCAUAAUAACUACCAGGAAUACAGGACUGUACUGCCUACCUACAUAUUGUAUAUUGCCUCCAGACAGGCAACAGGAAUUACAUCAGGAUGACCUUUCUUCUCAGAUAAAUAAUCAAUCAGGAAAGGUUUAUUUCUAAAAUAUUGUUUUAUAGUGUGAUCAGACAGGAACCAAAGCACCAUCAGAACAAGUGUUGAGGAUGGACUUCCUUUUGAAUAGUCAGCAUGUGUAAUUAGGAGAGUUAUCAGAGUUCAAGUCUCUCUACCCAGAACUAGGAACCCCAGGAAGUGCUGCAGUUUAGCACAAAUAUGUUGAGCUAAAUGAUGUGACAGAUCUUUUGCACAAUUCAUCAUAAUAUUGUAAACCUGCCAAUUCACCCUUUGGUGGAGGAAAAUAGUAGUUAGUAGCCUCAAUGUCUCAUCAAUUUGCUUGAACAAAUCCUAUCCUGCUAAAUAUGUACUCGACAUGUAACCCAUAUUGGCAGUGAUGGUGCAGAGGGAAGGGAGAGUGCCUAUUUUUGUACCAUUGAUAAUGUACACUAACAUGUAGAAUCACUGCAUGCGGUUGUUAAAGGGGUAAGGCUUCAUAUAUUGUAAGCCCACAUCUCUGAUGUAAUGCAAUUCUUUUACGACGUCUACUGUAUCUUGCACUGGGAAGGUUGUAUAUUCUUUAUAAUCUUUUCUAUUUUAUUACUUUUGUUGUCAUUUUCAUAUGUUAAUAAACAUUUUUGUAUAUUUUAUUUUACAUGUAUGUUUCAUUACAUCACUCAUAGAUCUUGUGUUUGGACAUGUACCCAUGUGCAUCAACUUUAGAUGCUAUGAUUUAUGAUGCUGUCCUGUAACUUAAUAUAUUUUAAUAACCUACAUGACACAACAGAUUCAAUGAAAGGAACUUUUUCUGGUGGAACAAAUUAUUUUAAGAAGUACCCUUAAGGCUGAUAUCACGAAACAUUGUGUGUAUCAUAUUUAUUAAUUCUGAGACAAACAUGUUGUUUUCACACCCUUAGUUUUGUCUAAAUUUCAUGUUAUCAUCUUUACAACAUCUGUCCAACUUAUAACUGCUGACAUUUUUUUAACAUGAAUUUUUAAAGGUUUUCAUAAGGUUGAUCUAAUGAGUCAACUGUGUGUGGUUAAUGAGACGUCAUACUUGAGUGAUUUAUUUAAUAUGAUAACGGUGUAAUAUGGAGUUCUUCAGUGCUACACAAUGUCUCAUGCUUCAGAGAAAAUACUUUGACCUUGAGUUAAGAAUCUCAUGAUUAUCCAUAUGCUUCAAUUGUUUUAGUUGUAGAUAGUGUAGACAUCUCAAAUAACUGGCACAUGACUGUCAUCUGUGGCACCUAGAUUCAGCCAUGUUCAUUAAACCUCAUGCUGUGUUUAAUAAACAUUUUGUUCUCGA